AUUUAGGCUGAACAUUUUGUCUGAGUUUACGUGAAAAGUUAUAAUAUUGUAGUCUUUGGUUGCGGUUUGGUUUUGCUAAAAAACAAUAGUUUUAUCGAGGUCUGAGGAAGUCUCUAUAUAAUUUUUCUCGUGCUAUUUUGCCUUUUCAUUCACGCGAAAAUUAUAAACAUCUUACAAUAACUAUCGUGGUACUACAAGUGAAAAUGAUUCAGCCGGAUUACCCUUCAGCCAUAGGCUUGCUUGCCCAUUUGAAUUCAGAUGAACUCAAGGAAAUGCUCAAUGAUGAUACGAAAUUCGAUUCCGUGCUCAAAGACGUGAAACAGGUAAAAGAUUGGGAGACAGAGAGAGAGAUGAUAAUAGCGAGUAACAGAUCUCUAGCAGAAUUCAACUUGAGUAAGGAACCAGUCUUAGAAGAGCUGAAAGCUGAGGUGCAACAAAAGUCAGAGACUGGUGAACAGUUUUGCAGCCGUAUACAGGAGCUAUUGAGUGAUUAUAAGUCAAAAUCAGCAGGCAUAUCACCUGACACAACAUUGGCACUAUUACAAACAGCUGCAGCUGAAUCAGAAGAGCAAUCUGAAACUAUAGCACAGGAUUUUCUCUCAGGAAAAAUAGAUGUAGACAAAUUCCUUGACGAUUUUGAACCCAUUCGCAAAACAAUGCACCUGCGAAAAUUCAAAUCUGAAAAAAUGAGUGAGCUUUUAAGAAGUGGCAGUCAAAGUUCCUAUGGUAAUGGACCAGCAAAGCCAUACUUGCCGUAUCCAAGCUACGGAAAUCAAGGAAUGCCAAAUAUUCCUUAUCCAGUAGGUCCAUUAAAUAUGCCCAUGCCUGGUAUGUAUGGAAAUCAUUUUUAAAACGAGUCACAAACGAUUUUACCAAUAUAAAAUAGUAUAUUAAAGCAUCAAUUCAACGAAACAAAUGUAUGAGUAUCUAAAGAAAUAGGUAUAUAAUUAUAAGAAAUAUUUAACACAAAAACAAUUGCACUUUACAAUCAACAAUUUAAAAAAAAAAUGAUUUUGUAAGUGUUAACCAUACCAAAAUGUACGUAAAUACUAAAUAUCUACAUACAUAAAAUUGUAUUAGUGUACACUGUACACGCAUCAAUGGUGAAUUGGCAACUAGUACUAUCUCAAUUUUAACAAGUUUACAAAAUACUUGUUUCCUUCAGCUAAAUAGUGAUCAUAUAUACCUGCCAGUGUAGUUGAAGCCUCUCUAGUGGAUAUCCUUUCUCAAAUUUUUGUUCUAAGCUAGAUAACCUAGUCUUGAACUGUGAUACUGCAAAUAUGAAAGUACUAAGUGAAAUCAUCAAAAAUUUGGUAUAGUAUGUGUUGCCAGUUCAGUCUAUAUUACCUUAAUUAGAGCUUGAUUAUAUUGGCGGAUGUUGUCACAGGGUCUUCACACUUCAAUCAAUAAGGAAUGGGUAAUACACAUCACAGCUGGUGGUAACUUUACUGGCUGCAGGUUAUAGGGUAUGGUGUGUAGAAUCAAUUGGAGAAGUGUGUUUUUGAUCAUUAGUUCUCUUGGCAUAGUUAAAACUACUUUAGCUAUUGAUUUAUUAAAUAUCAAUUUAAUAAUAUAAUGUACCUGCAUGAUGUGAGUCCCGCACCUAUUGACACCAAGUAAACUUGGUAUUUAGACAAUUUUAAAACUGAAAGUAAAACAAAGGUGGUAUUUUAAGUUUUAGAUAUAUUUCCAAUC
Maniola jurtina (meadow brown) is the source of this 1695-nucleotide messenger RNA. RefSeq names its product vacuolar protein sorting-associated protein 37B (gene Vps37B). The record is from RefSeq and is a predicted model, not a curated record. The coding region runs from base 204 to 851 and encodes 215 amino acids. Gene Ontology annotation, cellular component: ESCRT I complex. Gene Ontology annotation, biological process: protein targeting to vacuole; protein targeting to membrane; ubiquitin-dependent protein catabolic process via the multivesicular body sorting pathway. The transcript has 3 exons. Lineage: Eukaryota; Metazoa; Arthropoda; Insecta; Lepidoptera; Nymphalidae.